AUGGAGGAGAAGGAGACGGACAAUAUCGUAAUGGUUGCGUUGGCAUUCAUUGUUCUAUUGAUGGUACUCAGCCACAACGAGGCUUCAGCACAAACACCUGGCUUCAGAUAUAAUCAAAACCAAAACCGACAACAGAACACAGGACAAAAUGGUCAGACAAUACCACAGAGGGCUAGUAGACAAUUGCAACCAAUGGACAAUACACAGUCAGUUAGAAGCACAACACAAGGUAGGCAUCAGGCAACUGGAUGGAAACCAGGAGGAACAGGGCAACACAGUCCUAACAUGAAUUUAGUACCAGCAAUAGCUGGCAGAGGUACCAUGCCAUCAAGCACACGAGGUACAGGCCACUCACGACAAUCUGCAAGGAAUCGCCAGAUAAAUUAUGAUGGAAUGGGGACAGUUCUAUACCAGAAUAAGGCUUCAUCUCCUCCACCAAACGAUAUCAACAACAGUGGGAAUCAGGAACGGAUUCAGCAGUCAGCCAUGUUUGUUCAAAAUAAAAUCCAAAGAAAUGAUCUACACAGACAUCUAAAUGGGUUGUCACUCCAGAGGACGACAUUACCGGCACAAGGGCAGAGGUCCUUGGAACAAAAGCAGCAACGGUCUUUCACAACAAAUCUGCCAGAGAUCAAUCCGCAGCAACAACACCGUUCAGUUCUUCAGCAGCAACAGAUAUCAUCAAUGCGUUCCGAUCAGGCACAGAGUCUGUCACAGGUGCAGAUGAAGCAGCGGGAACAGCAAAUACAACAGCUACAACAGCUUCAACAAAAACGUUUAGCGCUUCAUCAGCAACAGAUAUCACCAAGGCGCUCCGAUCAGGCUCAGAGUCUGUCACAGAGUCAGACGAAGGAGCGGGAACAGCAACUCCAACAGCUACAACAGCUUCAACAAAAACGUUUAGCGCUUCAUCAGCAACAGAUAUCCACAAGGCGCUCCGAUCAGGCACCGAGUCUGUCACAGAGUCAGACGAAGGAGCAUGAACAACACAUAGAAAAGCUACAACAACAACGUACAACUCAUCGUCAACAACAGUUGUCAACAAUACGUCCAGGUCAUUCACAGCAUCAGAUGCAGCAGCAGCAGCAACAACAACAACUACUACUACAACAACAACAAGAAAAGCAGCAACAGCAACAACGAAUUGCAGCUCUGCGUCAGCAAGAAAUAUCACAGAGUCAGAUGAAGCAGCAACAACAGCAACUACAGCAACAAAAACGUGCAGAUCUUCGUCAGCAGCAUAUGUCAACAAGAGGUCCCAAUCAAGCACCGACUCUGCAACAUAAUCAGGUACGGCAGCAGCAGCAGCAACAACAACAACCUUCUCAUCGUGGUCUCAUGACGCAAAAUGAACAGCAUGUAUCGAGUCAAAACCAACAAAGUGUGCCUGAUAACACACACACUGGAAUGCAUAAUCCAAGUAGCAAUCAACAGCAACAACAAGUACAUGAACAUCAUACGACACAAAACCAAACGUCCAGGUCGAUCAAGAUCGACCAGACAGCAACAAAAGGUACAUACUUUGGCGGUCAACAACAACAGCAACAGCAGCAGCAAGUAAGAACGCAAGAAGUUCCUAGCACACCAAGGUCAAAUCACAGAAGAUUUAUCAUACGGGGAGGUACUAAUGGACCUUCUGUUAUAUAUUCAUCUAAUUCUGCAAACAACCAACACAAGCAAGAACCUGUGAAAUUUAACAAACCUAGCACACCCGUACCUGACAGAUCAAGUCAUUUUCUGUCACCGUUUCCAGCUUUGAAAAAGUCGCCAUCACAAGGCCCUGGCAUAAUCAGAGAACAUGCCUUACCAAUCUCCGAAGCAUAUUAUAACACCAAUGUAGGAAACGCAACCACAGCUAGCAAGAAAGGAUUAAACGUAGCUUUCAUAAGGGUUGGCAGUGGCUCACCACACGGAGCUGACAUUUAUCAAGUAGACACAAGCAAAAGCACUAAAAACGGAUAUGCACAAAUUGAUGCACCCAUACGUUCUUCCCACCAAACAAAUCAGGAAUCAGUGCACGCUAUCGCAAAUGUAUCAGUUCCAGACAUCAUGGCCACAGUUGAUAAUAAUGUACCUGUGAUUCCUGAAAACAUGUCUGCAGUAGACCGGUGGAAUAAACAGGGACAAUUAGGUUCCGGAUCAGUGGUAUCCACUGGACUGCCAAUAAUAUCAUCUGCUAAUAUUAAUAUUCAGUCUCAAAUGCAUCCGAUCCCUUCUUCUUCAUUCUAUGCCAUACCCAGUGGGAAUUCAUUUCAAAUUAAGUCAUCUCAGUCGUCGACACUACCAUAUGGUAUAAUGACAUCACGAAAUACAGGAACUGUUUCCUAUCCUACUGCACAAGAUCAGCCAGGUGGAACGAAACAUUCGCUACCUGCAGCCCCAAAUUCAUACCACCAGGAACACCAUGGCAGGGGGCAGCUUCCUUCUUCAAUCGCGUCUUUGCAAGGUCAAAAUAGCUUUUCGCAGGGUGGACAAUCGCCCCAAAUGCUGCUAACGCACGAGACGGUGGCUCCUUCAAAUCCAAUGCAAAAGCAGAUAAAACAGUCUGUGGCUCCUUCAAACCAGAUGCAAAAACAAGGACAACAACAGAUGCAACAAUCGGUGGUUCCUUCAAACCCAAUGCAGCAGCAAGGACAACAACAUAUACAACAGUCUGCAUACCCUUCUGAUACAUUGCAACAACAAGGACAACAACAGAUACAACAGCCGGUGGCUCCUUCAAACCCAAUGCAAAAACAAGGACAACAACAGAUGCAACAAUCGGUGGUUCCUUCAAACCCAAUGCAGCAGCAAGGACAACAACAUAUACAACAGUCUGCAUACCCUUCUGAUACAGUGCAACAAGGACAACAGCAGACACAUCAGCUGCUGGCUCCUUCUAAUCCAAUGCAGCAGCAAGGACAACAACAGAAACAAAUGCCUGUGGCUCCUUCAAGCCCACUGCAACAACAAGGACAGCAACAGAUGCAACAGUCUGCAUAUCCUUCUAAUACAUUGCAACAACAAGGACAAUAUCAGAUGCAGCAGCCUGUGGCUCCUUCAAAUCUAAUGCAGCAGCAAGGACAACAACAGAUGCAACAGCCUGUGGCUCCUUCAAACCCAAUGCAACAACAAGGGCAACAUCAGUUACAACAGUCUGCAUAUCCUUCUAAUUCAAUGCAACAGCAAGGACAACAACAGAUGCAACAGCCUGUGGCUCCUUCAAACCCAAUGCAACAACCAGGACAACAACAGAUGCAAAAGCCUGUGGCUCUUUCAAACCCAAUGCAACAGCAAGGACAACAACAGAUGCAACAGCCUGUGGCUCUUUCAAACCCAAUGCAACAACAAUCACAACAUCAGAUGCAACAGUCUGCAUAUCCUUCUAAUACAAUGCAACAGCAAGGACAACAACAGAUGCAACAGCCUGUGGCUCCUUCAAACCCAAUGCAACAACCAUCACAACAUCAGAUGCAACAGUCUGCAUAUCCUUCUAAUACAAUGCAACAGCAAGGACAACAACAGAUGCAACAGCCUGUGGCUCCUUCAAACCCAAUGCAACAACCAGGACAACAACAGAUGCAAAAGCCUGUUGCUCUUUCAAACCCAAUGCAACAGCAUGGACAACAACAGAUGCAACAGCCUGUGGCUCCUUCAAAUCCAAUGCAACAACAAUCACAACAUCAGUUGCAGCAGUCUGCAUAUCCUUCUAAUACAAUGCAACAGCAAGGACAACAACAGAUGCAACAGCCUGUGGCUCCUUCAAACUCAAUGCAACAACAAGGACAACAUCAGAUGCAACAGUCUGCAUAUCCUUCUAAUCCAAUGCAACAGCAAGGACAACAACAGAUGCAACAGCCUGUCGCUCCUUCAAACCCAAUGCAACAACCAGGACAACAACAGAUGCAAAAGCCUGUGGCUCUUUCAAACCCAAUGCAACAGCAAGGACAACAACAGAUGCAACAGCCUGUGGCUCCUUCAAACCCAGUGCAACAACAAUCACAACAUCAGAUGCAACAGUCUGGAAAUCCUUCUAAUACAAUGCAACAGCAAGGACAACAACAGAUGCAACAGACUGUGGCUCCUUCAAACCCAAUGCAACAACAAUCACAACAUCAGAUGCAACAGUCUGCAUAUCCUUCUAAUACAAUGCAACAGCAAGGGCAACAACAGAUGCAACAGCCUGUCGCUCCUUCAAACCCAAUGCAACAACAAGGACAACAGCAGACACAACAGCUGCUUGCUCCUUCUAAUCCAAUGCAACAAUCAGGACAACAACAGGUACAGUACGAAGCAAAACUACCACAACAGGGAGUGAAGAAGACCCUCGCAUAUUAUGGCUAUAGCAGUAACCCAGAAAGUCAAUCGCAUACUGCAAGCCUGGAGGUACCAAGUAGUGCGGGCACGUUUGCUGUCUCAAAUGAACAACAAACACAUGGUGUGUCCAAUACACAGUAUCAAGCUGGAAAUCAAGGACAGAUAGCUAGACAUCUUCCAAGUAACCAUCCCGUUGGAGGAACUAACACUCCACCCAAUCAACAGGGUCAAGGAAUAAACCAACAAGGGAAUGGUGGUUCCAAUACACAGUAUCAAGUUGGUAAUCAAGGAAAUGUGGCUAGAUACCCUACAAGCAAUAAUCCCGUAGGAGGAGUUCCUAAUGGUGCCAUGAAUGCAGUGGGAAUGAAUGGGGGAGGUCCUAAUGGCGGAAUGGUUGGGAUGAAUGGGGGAGGUCCUAAUGGCGGAAUGGGUGGGAUGAAUGGAGGAGGUUCUAAUGGCGGAAUGGGUGGGAUGAAUGGGGGAGUUCCUAAUGGCGGAAUGGGUGGGAUGAAUGGGGGAGUUCCUAAUGGCGGAAUGGGUGGGAUGAAUGGGGGAGUUCCUAAUGGCGGAAUGGGUGGUAUGAAUGGGGGAGGUCCUAAUGGCGGAAUGGGUGGGAUGAAUGGGGGAGGUCCUAAUGGCGGAAUGGGUGGGAUGAAUGGGGGAGGUCCUAAUGGCGGAAUGGGUGGGAUGAAUGGGGGAGUUCCUAAUGGCGGAAUGGGUGGGAUGAAUGGGGGAGUUCCUAAUGGCGGAAUGGGUGGGAUGAAUGGGGGAGUUCCUAAUGGCGGAAUGGGUGGGAUGAAUGGCAUGGGCGGGACAAUGAGGGGUCCUAUGGGCGGAAUGGGAGGCAUGAAUGGAAGAACAGGAAUGUUGAGCUCGCCUAUGGGAGGUCCCCCGGGUGGCAUGAACCCUAUGGGGCAUCCAAUGGGUGGCAUGAAUCAAAUGGGAGGUCCAGUGGGUGGCAUGAAUCAAAUGGGAGGUCCAAUGGGAGGCAUGAAUCAAAUGGGAGGUCCAAUGAGAGGCAUGAAUCAAAUGGGAGGUCAUAUGGGUGGCAUGAACCAAAUGGGAGGUCAUAUGGGUGGAAUGGGUCACAUGAAUGGAAUGGGUGGUGGUAUGGGAGGAAUGUACGGCGGAAUGGGCGUCAACAGAAUGAACGAUCCAUACAACCCUCCACCAAUAGGCUCGCCACAAUUUGUGGCAUGGCUUCAUAGAAUGGAUCAGCUGGGGAUAGAUACUCCCUAUGAGAUGCCGGACUCAACAGAUCCACCUACCACUCCAGCCCCAGCAACACUUCCACCUCCAUCGACCCUUCCUCCAACGACCACUGCGGCUCCUCCAAUGACGACUCACGCUCCUUCUGCAUCGAUUGCACAUGCACCUCCUGCAGAUGUUUCUUACACAAAUCCUGGUUCACCUCUUGCUACUGCACAAGUUUCACCUGGAAGCAAUUUGGAGCGAACACUCAGAGCUCUACUAGACACCCUCAGGAUACAGCACGAGCCACCCGUAAUUACACCCCCGACUACCACAUCCACGACCACUACAACAACAACAACAACGACUGCUCCUACAACAAUGAAAGUUUUGUCCGACGCAGCCUUAAUGGCGGAUAUGAUGAAGAGCCUGAGUUCUGGCGUAGGGCUGGAACAGACAUUGAUGUCAAUGAUUAAUGCUGUACUUCUACAAGAGCCUAAACAGCAACAACCAACUACUACGGCUACUACAACAACCACAACUACCACGACGCCAACAACAACAACAACGACUACAACGACUACUACUACUCCAACAACAACGACUACAACUACAACCACCACUACCACGACUCCAACAACAACAACAACCACGACUACAACCACAACGACUACUCCAACAACAACAACACCUCCCACAACAGCUUCCUCUUAUCAGCCAGUCAAUAGUAUUGAAGCUGCUGGAAGUGCAAACAUACAAGCUGCUUUAGCUGCUCUUGCAAAAAAAGUAGGCACAUCUAACCUUGGAAUUGCUAUUAUGUCCCCCUCCCUAAAUCUUCCACCAGAGGUGAAGAAUCUCUUAGCUAAACAACUGGCUGCAUCUCAAAUUAAGACGAAGAACAUAACCAUAAGUGAUAUGCCACUCCCAUCAACUACUCCUAUUCCAGAAAGUACCACAACUGUGGCAUAUGUACCUGAUGAAGUGCGAUCAAACAUCGUACACUCUCCUACCGUACCCCAAGUGAAUGACAUAGCUAAAACUUCUUAUAACUAUGGCACGGUCACACAAUCGACAGUUAGCCAUUCCCCAAGUCAGUCAGAGGUCUUACACGUUCCCACAGGAACCCAAGUGAAUGACAUAGCUAAAACUGCUCAUUACUAUGACACAGUCACAGCAUCGACACUUAGCCAUUCCCCAAGUCAGUCAGAGGUCUUACACUUUCCCACAGGAACCCAAGUGAAUGACAUAGCUAAAACUGCUCAUAACUAUGACACAGUCACAGCAUCGACAUUUAGCCAUUCCCCAAGUCAGUCAGAGAUCUUACACUCCCCAAAAGGAGACCAAGUGAAAGGCACAGCUAAACCUGCUUACACCUAUGACACAAUCACACCAUCGACAUUUAGCUAUCCCCCAAGUUAUUCAAACAACGUAGACACAUAUUUGAGACUUCCUACCUCUGCUAUGCCAAACGUUCAACCACCACUGACACGAAUUAAACAACAAUCCGAUGCAUCAGUUCCGAACGACCUAAACCAGACAUCAACUCCUGCUGGGGCCCCAUUGACUGAAAUCUCUGGGGCUAAACACCAUGAUGUUGUUUCAACAAGUUAUCAGUCUCACCCACCUGAAAUAAUCAGUAACACACAGCCAAUAUCAGUUUUACAGCAUGGAGAUCCCUCUUUGGAUGGACUUUUAAUGCAAGCUAUUGACAGAGUGAUGUUGACACAAAACUCCGGAAUGUCAGAAUCACAGCUGCUCGCAGAAGCUUUUGAAACAGCAUUCAAAAGGAUGCAGUCACUCAGAUUCCCUGUAAAAGUUGACCCUGCAACUCAAACAGCACCUACCAAUCAACCAAUACCAACUGACUUUGGCCAUCAUCCAUCCCCACCAACACACAACGCCCCUGUCUCUUCUGCCUACGACAAAACAAGUACAGAAUCUGUUGCUUUUCAACACUCAGCAUCGCCACUCUCGAACGCAGUUCCACCUCAAUAUACACUAAUAGGAGGAACAGAUCCCGGGGUACCUACCGCUUCCGCUGACGUUCAACUGAAUAAUCUUCUUCAGAGUUUUGAGCCUCUCAGUGCCCCAUCUUCUAAGCAAACCAACGGCGGUCAACCAGUAGCACCGCCUAGCAGAACAGUAGCUGAAGCUAUGCCAAACGUAGUACAUCUAGCUGAAGCUGGAGGUCGUCAACCAGCUGGAACAAGCAACCUUCCUGCCAGUUCGGCAGGUAUGCAAGACAACCUUUCUUUGGGUGGACUCACGGGAACACCUCACCAUGAGGCAGUACUUCCUGGUGGAACAUCCUUUCAGGAUAUGCUGCCAGCUCAUGGACAAUCUGAAACUGUUGUAAAACCUGGUCAAACGAAUAUGCCAGUUAGUGAAACAUAUGUUCCAGAUAUGCUGUCAGCUGCUGGACAAUCUCAAAUAGCUGGUUCACCUAUUCAAGGCACAGUUCCUGUCGGUGGAGCAUCGUUUCAAAACAGCUUCCAAGUUGGUGGAAUAGCAAGCCAAGGGCCUGUUCCUGACAGCGGGGCAUAUGUUUCAGAUAUCCUUCCAGUUGAUGGACAAUCUCAAAUAGUUGGAGCAACUAGCCAAGGGGAUGCUGGAGUAAGUAGCAAAGAGGCUGUUCCUGUUAGUGGGACAUCUGUUUUAGACACCCUUUCGGUUAAUGAACAAUCUCACACAGUUGGAACAACUAGCCAAGGAGCUGUUUCUGUCAGUGGUGCAUUUGUACCAGAUACCCUUCCAGUUAAUGGACAAUCUCAUUCAGUUGGAACAUCUAAUCAAGGAGCUGUUCCUGUCAGUGCUGCGUAUUUACCAGACAUCCUUCCAGUUGAUAAACAAUCUCACACAGUUGGAACAACUAUCCAAGUAGUUGUUCCUGUCAGGGGUGCAUUUGUACCAGAUACCCUUCCAGUUAAUGGACAAUCUCACACAAUUGGAACAUCUAAUCAGGGAGCUGUUCCUGUCAAUGGUUCAUAUUUGCCAGACAUCCUUCCAGUUGAUAAACAAUCUCACACAGUUGGAACAUCUUAUCAAGGAGCUGUUCCUGUCAGUGGUGCAAAUGUUCCAGACAUCCUUCCAGUUAGUGGACAAUCUCACACAGUUGGAACAUCUUAUCAAGGAGCUGUUCCUGUCAGUGGUGCAUAUUUACCAGACAUCCUUCCAGUUGAUAAACAAUCUCACACGGUUGGAACAACUAGCCAAGGAGUUGUUGCUGUCAGUGGUGCAUAUUUACCCGAUACCCUUCCAGUUAAUGGACAAUCUCACACAGUUGGAACAUCUAAUCAAGGAGCUGUUCCUGUCAAUGGUUCAUAUUUACCAGACAUCCUUCCAGUUGAUAAACAAUCUCACACAGUUGGAACAUCUAAUCAAGGAGCUGUUCCUGUCAGUGGUGCAUAUUUACCAGACAUCCUUCCAGUUGAUAAACAAUCUCACACAGUUGGAACAUCUAAUCAAGGAGCUGUUCCUGUCAGUGGUGCAUAUUUACCAGACAUCCUUCCAGUUGAUAAACAAUCUCACACAGUUGGAACGUCUAAUCAAGGAGCUGUUCCUGUCAGUGGUUCUUAUUUACCAGAUACCCUUCCAGUUGAUAAACAGUCUCACACAGUUGGAACAUCUAAUCAAGGAGCUGUUCCUGUCAGUGGUGCAUAUUUACCAGAUAUCCUUCCAGUUAGUGGACAAUCUCACACAGUUUUAACAUCUAAUCAAGGAGCUGUUCCUGUCAGUGGUGCAUAUUUACCAGACAUCCUUCCAGCUGAUAAACAAUCUCACAAAGUUGGAACAUCUAAUCAAGGAGCUGUUCCUGUCAGUGGUGCAUAUUUACCAGACAUCCUUCCAGUUAGUGGACAAUCUCACACAGUUUUAACAUCUAAUCAAGGAGAUGUUCCUGUCAGUGGUGCAUAUUUACCAGAUAUCCUUCCAGUUGGUGGACAAUCUCACACAGUUGGAACAUCUUAUCAAGGAGCUGUUCCUGUCAGUGGUGCAAAUGUUCCAGACAUCCUUCCAGUUAAUGAACAACCUCACAUAUUUGGGACAACUAGCCAGAAUACUGUUCCUUUAAGUGAAACGUCUGUUCAAGACAUCCUACCGGUUAAUGGACUACCUCACAUAGUUAGAGCAAUUAAUAAUAGCAAAGUUCAUGGAAGUAGGUCAACUAUUCAAGAUACCAUUCCAGUUAGUGGACAUCCUCAAGAGGUUCCAGUCGUACCAGAAGUGCCAGGUAAUGGACCUUCUACAGACGUGGUUCAUUUCGAUAUUAGUGGCACCAACAUGCCAACCCAAGUGUACGAACAGACGCCUGUGGACUACAUAGCUGCAACCAAGGCGGCCAACACAGUUGCUGGACCACACACAAAGCCCGGAGUUGAUACCAACGUUAAGAAGUCCCUCUGGAGAAUACCUUGACUUCAAGACGGAGUGGAUGUCAGUUGUAUCAGCUAGAGCGUUAACACAUACCCAACAUUUGACAACUUAAUAUGUUUCUACAAUCUCCUGGAAGAACUCUUCUGUAGCUUUCGAGAACAAACACAUGUUUUUUAUAUUUAUCUCCUGGCUGUGUUACAGACAUUUGGUUGUGGCAUCCUCAUGAUUUUGAAACAUUUAACAGGGAACAAUAUUCACCCAUUUUGUUUUUUAAGGAUACUUCACGACGGUCACAAAGCAAACUUUGUAAAGCAUUGUCGUUAAUUGCCUACAUUUCCUUUCAAUAGAUGUUUCUAUCCAUUUUGACCAACGUAAAGUACGUUGCAUAAAAGAGGGCUUAGUUACGAAAAACUUGCAGCGACAUCGAGCUUGAAUUAGAUUAUUCAAAAGCUUCAUUUGUUUGUUUAUUCAUCAUGACACUUUAUGAUCAAGUUCUUUUCGGCAAGGAUUCAAGAGUCAAAUUACGCAGAAAUGAUAUGUAUCGUUUACAUGAGACACUUAUUUAAUGCAGAGACGUACGAUAGCAAUGUACACCACACCGAAAACUUAGAUUUCAUUAAGACUAUGUAACAAACGUGAUUGAUAAAAAUAUUAAAUACAUUGAUGUUUGUUUGAAGAAACAAAUUGCAAAAGGUUGUUCAAAUCAAAACAAUAUCAGUAUUGACCUUAGAAUAUAUUUAUAUUUAUAUAUAUCUUGUAGUUUUUCGACUUCAAACAUAAGAUACAUUUUUACCUAAUCAUUUAUCAAUGAUUCACAACGUCAGGGUUACUGUAAACAGUGAUAUAACGUUUUAACGGCGUCUUAUUGCAAUAGUCACCAGCUCUGGUUUCAAGACAAGCCGAUAUAUGAAGAAGGCACGUCUGUCCCAAUUUGUUAUCACAGAUCGGUAUAGACCAAUCUAUCAAUUAUGCACAAACAAUGAGUGAAAUAUAUCAAAAUACAUGAACAAACAUGGUGAAGACAGGUGUACAUGAGAUGCCUUCGGCUGAAUAUAAUUCUUGAUGCAUGUACAUAUUUUUAUCUUAUUAGUAAUCUAUUGUUUUAGUAGAAUAUUUAUGAACUUGCUUAUUCAAAGACCAAAUAAAAUGACAUAUUUAAAA
Molecule: messenger RNA, 11019 nt
Organism: Haliotis rufescens (red abalone)
Lineage: Eukaryota; Metazoa; Mollusca; Gastropoda; Lepetellida; Haliotidae
Exons: 8
Coding region: 1-9900 (3299 amino acids)
Biological process (GO): error-prone translesion synthesis; double-strand break repair via homologous recombination
Cellular component (GO): nucleus; zeta DNA polymerase complex
Molecular function (GO): DNA-directed DNA polymerase activity
Source: RefSeq, a predicted model, not a curated record